Epinephelus fuscoguttatus (brown-marbled grouper) is the source of this 1035-nucleotide messenger RNA. RefSeq lists its product as uncharacterized. The record is from RefSeq and is a predicted model, not a curated record. NCBI's taxonomy places the organism in Eukaryota, Metazoa, Chordata, Actinopteri, Perciformes, Serranidae. The transcript has 4 exons. The coding region runs from base 428 to 862 and encodes 144 amino acids.
GGUCAAUGACAUGUCAUUUUUAACCACACUAAUACAUCAUAAUUAAGUUGUUGAUAUGUAUAGGGUGGCAGGGUGGGGCAUUGCUUAGCAUUGUCACCUCACAGCAACAGGGUUUGAACCAGGAACCAGGAAUCCAGCCCCUUGGUGUGUAGUUUUAAAGAUAUUUUUUUGGCCAUUUUGCCUUUAAUGGACAGGACAGGUAAGCUUGAGGGGGGAGGGGAGAGAGACAUGGGCAUGACAUGCAGCAAAGGGCCACAGGCUGGAUUUGAACCUGGGCUGCUGUGCAUGGGGUGCCUGCUCUACCACUAAGCCACCGACACCCCUUGGUGUGGAGUUUGCAUGUUCUCCCUGUGUCAGCGUGGGUUUCCUCCAGGUGCUCCCACAUGUUCUCCCUGUGUCAGCGUGGGUUUCCUCCAGGUGCUCCCACAUGUUCUCCCUGUGUCAGCGUGGGUUUCCUCCAGGUGCUCCCACAUGUUCUCCCUGUGUCAGCGUGGGUUUCCUCCAGGUGCUCCCACAUGUUCUCCCUGUGUCAGCGUGGGUUUCCUCCAGGUGCUCUGACAUGUUCUCCCUGUGUCAGCGUGGGUUUCCUCCAGGUGCUCCCACAUGUUCUCCCCGUGUCAGCGUGGGUUUCCUCCAGGUGCUCCCACAUGUUCUCCCCGUGUCAGCGUGGGUUUCCUCCAGGUGCUCCCACAUGUUCUCCCCGUGUCAGCGUGGGUUUCCUCCAGGUGCUCCGACAUGUUCUCCCCGUGUCAGUGUGGGUUUCCUCCAGGUGCUCCGACAUGUUCUCCCCGUGUCAGUGUGGGUUUCCUCCAGGUGCUCCAGCUUCCUCCCACAGUCCAAAGACAUGCAGGUUAAUUGGUGACUCUAAAUUGUCCGUAGGUGUGAAUGUGAGUGUGAAUGGUUGUCUGUCUCUAUGUGUCAGCCCUGUGAUAGUCUGGUGACCUGUCCAGGGUGAACCCUGCCUCUCACCCAGUGUCAGCUGGGAUAGGCUCCAUCUCCCUGUGACCCCCAACAGGAUAAGUGGUUACAGAAAAU